CCAGACCUCUCCAAAGAGUAGGUGGAGUUGUGCUUCUUGACGAGUCCAUUUCCUCUUCUUGUUGAUGAAAAGGAGGAAACUGUAGGUGAUACCUGUAAAUAAUUCUUUCUUGCUCUUCUAAAAUCUUGAUAGGCAUAUAAUUCAUUUGAAACAUGGCUGAAAGUGAGGACAUUCCUGAAAUUGAUAAUGACGAACCCGAGGAAACUCCUGGAUACAAAGCACCAGCACCGAAGUCAGUGAAGGAAAUCGAAGAACUAGAUCAAGACGACGAGUCCCUUGUAAAAUAUAAGCAAACUCUUCUAGCUGGAAUGGAGGAAGGAGCUGCUCCAAAAGAUGAUCAAAGGAGAGUUGUUGUACAGAAGAUGAUCUUCAUGUCAGAUGGACAGACUGAUAUUGAGAAAGACCUAACAGGGAAUUUGGAGGCUUUGAAAAAACAGGUUAUAACAAUAAAGGAGGGUGUUGAAUAUCGUUUGAAGAUCAUCUUCAAGGUGCAACAUGAAAUAGUGGCUGGCUUGAAAUACCAUCAUGUUAUCUCAAGGAAAGGAGUUAGAGGUAGAAACAUGGCUGAAAGUGAGGACAUUCCUGAAAUUGAUAAUGACGAACCCGAGGAAACUCCUGGAUACAAAGCACCAGCACCGAAGUCAGUGAAGGAAAUCGAAGAACUAGAUCAAGACGACGAGUCCCUUGUAAAAUAUAAGCAAACUCUUCUAGCUGGAAUGGAGGAAGGAGCUGCUCCAAAAGAUGAUCAAAGGAGAGUUGUUGUACAGAAGAUGAUCUUCAUGUCAGAUGGACAGACUGAUAUUGAGAAAGACCUAACAGGGAAUUUGGAGGCUUUGAAAAAACAGGUUAUAACAAUAAAGGAGGGUGUUGAAUAUCGUUUGAAGAUCAUCUUCAAGGUGCAACAUGAAAUAGUGGCUGGCUUGAAAUACCAUCAUGUUAUCUCAAGGAAAGGAGUUAGAGUUGCAAAGCAGAACUAUAUGGUGGGGAGCUAUGGCCCAAAGGCAGAUCCACAUUCAUAUACCACCCCUGUUGAUGAGGCCCCAAAGGGUAUGCUUGCCAGAGGAUCGUACAAGGUGAAGAGCAAGUUUUUAGAUGAUGAUAAAAAUGUCCAUCUUGAGUGGGAUUGGUCAUUUGACAUAAAAAAAGACUGGGAUUAA
Rhopilema esculentum is the source of this 1157-nucleotide messenger RNA. NCBI's taxonomy places the organism in Eukaryota, Metazoa, Cnidaria, Scyphozoa, Rhizostomeae, Rhizostomatidae. The record is from RefSeq and is a predicted model, not a curated record.